Eimeria necatrix is the source of this 768-nucleotide messenger RNA. RefSeq names its product SAG family member. The record is from RefSeq and is a predicted model, not a curated record. The transcript has 4 exons. NCBI's taxonomy places the organism in Eukaryota, Apicomplexa, Conoidasida, Eucoccidiorida, Eimeriidae. Bases 1 to 768 code for a protein of 255 amino acids.
AUGAUUCGCCUCGUUUUUCUUUCACUCGCCGCUGUGCUUGCGUUCUGCGGACACGGGACAGCAAACGCUGCCACAACCGGCAAAGCAGAAACGCUUGAUUGCUUAACUGAAAUGAACGCGGCAAGAGCAGCUGCUGGGCUUGCUGGGUUUGAGAAGGCAUCAAAGGAAGGGCAAGUGCUUCCGGAAGAUUCUUCUGAAGGACGACAGAUAGUAGCUUCUGAUUUAUGGAACGAAAUCUGCCAAAACCUAGUGGGGGAAGCAAACAGACCCCAAGAGGCCACGAAGUUGGUGGGGACGCUCGCGUACUACUUUGGCGAGAAGAACUGCGAGGCGGCAGUGGAGUACUGGAAUGAAGCCUUUUCCCUCUUUAAGAAUGAGAUUCCCCCAGCAUUCACAGCGUCAAGCAGCAAAAAUGUAUAUAACGACAAGGCUGUCUCCUUUGUCGCCCUCUACAACCCCAAGGAAAGCCCUGUAGCUAGCUGCGCGUUUGCCACCUGUACAACCCCGGGCGCAAGCGCAGCUGAUCCCCCAACGCAGCCUGGAGACGCUGACAGCGGGCCAUCAAGGAGACUUCAAGAGGAAUCCAAAAUAACUACAGCCGUCAUGUGCUUGAUCAACCCGGAAGCACUGAAUCCUAACGUAGCUCCAUUCACGGAAGAUGAAUGGAAGAAGAUUGUUCGUGCUCUCGGGAGCAGUGGGAUUUCCCCAAUCAGGCCAUCAUUGACACUUGGGGUCAUACUGGCAACUUUUGCCUAUGGUCUCAUUUAA